UGUCCGGAUCCGCGGCUCGACCGCGGAGCCGCGCCCGAGCCAGGCUCUCGGCAGGAAACAAUGAAGGGAGACACCAGACAACUCAACGGAGAGGAGGACGCCAGCAGGAGGGAAGACUCCAUCCUCACCAACGGGGGCUGCAGUGACCAGUCUUCCGACUCCAAGGACGCGCCCUCGCCCCCAGUCCUGGAGGCUAUCAGCAGCCCGGAGAUCAGAGGCCGCAGAUCAAGCUCACGGCUGUCUAAGAGGGAGGUCUCCAGCCUGCUAAGUUAUACUCAGGAUCUGACGGGCGAUGGAGAUGGCGAAGGGGAAGAUGGAGAUGGCUCCGACACUCCAGUGAUGCCAAAACUCUUCCGUGAAACCAGGACUCGGCCAGAAAGCCCAGCUGUCCGAACCCGAAAUAACAACAGUACCUCCAGCCGGGAGAGGCACAGGCCCUCCCCACGUUCCACCCGAGGCCGGCAGGGCCGCAACCACGUGGACGAGUCCCCCGUGGAAUUCUCAACUACCAGGUCCCUGAGGCGGCGGACAGGAUCAUCUGCAGGCACGCCAUGGCUGUCCCCUGCCAGCCCCUACCUCACUAUUGACCUCACAGAGGAUGAUGUGGUGCCCCAGAGCAGCAGUACGCCCUAUGCCCGCCUGGCCCAGGACAGCCAGCAGGAGAGCGUGGAGUCCCCACAGGUGGACGCAGAGGGCAGAGAUGCAGACAGCACUGAGUAUCAGGACGGGAAAGAGUUUGGAAUAGGGGAUCUCGUGUGGGGAAAGAUCAAGGGUUUCUCCUGGUGGCCUGCCAUGGUGGUGUCCUGGAAGGCCACCUCCAAGCGUCAGGCAAUGUCUGGCAUGCGGUGGGUUCAGUGGUUUGGCGAUGGCAAGUUCUCCGAGAUACCAGCAGAUAAGUUGGUGGCCUUGGGGUUGUUCAGCCACCACUUUAACCUGGCGACCUUCAAUAAGCUGGUCUCUUACAGGAAGGCCAUGUACCACGCUCUGGAGAAAGCCAGGAUACGGGCUGGGAAAACUUUCCCCGGCAGCCCUGGAGACUCGCUAGAGGAUCAGCUGAAGCCCAUGUUGGAGUGGGCCCAUGGGGGCUUCCAACCCACCGGGAUCGAGGGCCUCAAACCCAACAGGCAACCAGAGAACAAGACGCGAAGACGCACAGCUGACGACUCCGCCACUUCUGACUACUGCCCCCCAGCCAAGCGCCUCAAGACAAAUUGUUAUAACAAUGGCAAAGACCGAGGAGAGGAGGACCAGAGUCGAGAGCAAAUGGCUUCGGAUGUUUCCAGCAACAAGAGCAAUCUCGAAGAUAGCUGUUUGUCCUGUGGUAGGAAAAACCCCGUGUCCUUCCACCCUCUCUUUGAGGGUGGACUCUGCCAGACAUGCCGGGACCGGUUCCUUGAGCUGUUCUACAUGUACGACGACGACGGCUACCAGUCCUACUGCACCGUGUGCUGCGAGGGCCGCGAGCUGCUCCUUUGCAGCAACACGAGCUGCUGCCGGUGCUUCUGCGUGGAGUGCCUGGAGGUGCUGGUGGGCCAGGGCACGGCGGCGGAUGCCAAGCUGCAGGAGCCCUGGAGCUGCUACAUGUGCCUGCCCCAGCGCUGCCAUGGCAUCCUGCGGCGCCGCAAGGACUGGAGUGUGCGCCUGCAGGCCUUCUUCACCAGCGACCCGGGGCUCGACUACGAAGCCCCCAAGUUAUACCCUGCGAUUCCCGCAAACCGAAGGCGACCCAUCCGAGUCUUGUCCCUGUUUGACGGAAUUGCGACAGGGUACUUGGUCCUCAAAGAACUGGGCAUCAAAGUGGAGAAAUAUGUCGCCUCCGAAGUGUGUGAAGAGUCCAUCGCCGUUGGAACUGUUAAGCAUGAGGGCAAUAUCAAAUAUGUGAACGACGUCAGGAAUAUCACAAAGAAAAACAUUGAAGAAUGGGGCCCCUUUGACUUGGUGAUUGGUGGAAGCCCAUGCAAUGAUCUCUCAAAUGUGAACCCUGCCAGGAAAGGCCUGUAUGAGGGCACAGGCCGGCUCUUCUUUGAGUUCUACCACCUGCUGAAUUACACACGCCCCAAGGAGGGUGAAGACCGGCCUUUCUUCUGGAUGUUUGAGAACGUGGUGGCCAUGAAGGUUGGCGACAAGCGGGACAUCUCUCGGUUCCUGGAGUGUAAUCCAGUGAUGAUUGAUGCCAUCAAAGUGUCUGCUGCUCACAGAGCCCGAUACUUCUGGGGCAACCUGCCCGGGAUGAACAGGCCUGUGAUAGCAUCAAAGAAUGAUAAACUCGAGCUGCAGGACUGCCUGGAGUUCAAUAGGACAGCAAAGUUAAAGAAAGUACAGACAAUAACCACCAAGUCGAACUCGAUCAGACAGGGGAAAAACCAACUUUUCCCUGUUGUCAUGAAUGGCAAAGAAGAUGUUUUGUGGUGCACUGAGCUAGAAAGGAUCUUCGGCUUUCCUGUACACUACACAGAUGUGUCCAACAUGGGCCGUGUUGCCCGCCAGAAGCUGCUCGGGAGGUCCUGGAGUGUACCUGUCAUCCGACACCUCUUCGCCCCCUUGAAAGACUACUUUGCCUGUGAAUAGUACCGCAGGCACCAGGGCGUGUGGGCAGAGCCACGACCCAGGAGGUGCAUCCUGGCUCUGCCCUUCCCAGCUCAGCUGUGUGGGGUCGGGCCGAGUACCUCGUCGGGAGCAGAGCUGCCUUGUCCCCUCCUGGCAGGGGGACCCCGAGGUGCCAUCUCCUUGUGCACAAUUCAGACCUGGCUGCUCGGAGCGGCCAAACACGGUGCUCAUUUUGUCUUCUAAAAUUUUAAAACUUGAAAUAGGUAGUAAGAUGGCUUUUUUUUCCCUCCUGGGUUUACCGCUCAGAGAAACGAUGGCUAAGAUACCAAAACCACAGUGCCGACAGCUCUCCGAUACUCAGGUUAAUGCUGAAAAAUCACCCAAGACAGUUACUGCAAGACUUUAAUUUUUUAAAUGUCUGCAGCUCCUUGUUUCCAGGAGUGUGUGGCAGUAGACAUGUAGCUAAGGGACCUUUUAAGGGCCUAGGAUGGUUUCUUCUAGGGCUAGCAGAAGAGGACAUGAUGUCCAUGUCUGUCUUGAAUUGUCCCCGGCACGUUCCCCUGGCCUCAGUAUAAAGGGCUGGGAUCCGGGGCCCAUUUAGAGUAUUUUCCACAAGGAUGGUGAUUUCAGCCGGGAUGACAUCAUCAUCACUUUCAGGGCUAUUUUUUUUCCCCAUAAACCCAAGGGCAGGGCUACUCUUAGGUAAAUCCCUCCCAGUGACUGCAAUAGAAACCUCUGGAAGCUCAGGAAGGGGUGGGCUGGGUUAUA
Physeter macrocephalus (sperm whale) is the source of this 3315-nucleotide messenger RNA. RefSeq names its product DNA methyltransferase 3 beta (gene DNMT3B). The record is from RefSeq and is a predicted model, not a curated record. The transcript has 22 exons. Gene Ontology annotation, cellular component: nucleus. Gene Ontology annotation, molecular function: DNA (cytosine-5-)-methyltransferase activity, acting on CpG substrates; DNA binding. Gene Ontology annotation, biological process: negative regulation of transcription by RNA polymerase II. Bases 61 to 2568 code for a protein of 835 amino acids. NCBI's taxonomy places the organism in Eukaryota, Metazoa, Chordata, Mammalia, Artiodactyla, Physeteridae.